UGGAUAUAGGCGAGGAAAUUCAAUGUUUGCAAAGAAUUAUUAAUUAAAAGUUAUCUUAAAUGUUUAGAUUCCUUGUCUGUGAGUAGGAAAAGUUGUUUGUGAUUGGUUUUGCUACAUAUAUUGUUAAUGUCGGACAGCAAAACUAUAAAACUGUUGUCUUCGGAAAAAAAGUUCAUACAUAAUUAAGAAGAGGAUUCCUUGAUUUUUUCGAAAAAAAGACACCUUGUUUCUGGAACGAUGUCUGCGGACACUGAUGAGCAGUGUGGGGCGGGUUGUUUCAGACCCUCCUUCCUACAGCGCUGCGCGAGGGUCGGGGUUUUUGUGGCUCUCUAUAGCCCAGCCUCUCUCUUUACCUCUGCCAUUUCCGUGUAUAUGUCCUCCCAAAUCACCACCCUAGAGAAACAGUUUGGCUUCAGCAGCGCACAAAGCGGAUUCCUAAUGAGCUGUAACGACAUCGGUUUUCUACUAACAACGAUUUUUAUUGCCCAUCUUGCAAGAAAUGUCCAUAUUCCAAGAUCCCUUUUCUAUUCCACAUUUUUGUUCGGACUUUCCGGGAUCUUCUGCUCUCUGGCAUAUUUUCUUGCACCUGACAAUCAUAAUGAAGAAAAUAUGGUUUCAAAUUCGUCAUCUGCAAAAACAGAUUUGUUUAAAAAUUUCCACCAUCAGCUGUGCUCGCAAGUAAACGACACUCCUUCUGAGAGUUGUGGUCCCAAAAUGGUCAAGACCGGUGCACCAACAGAGUUUACUACUAUUGCUAUCGUCAUCAUUGCUGUAGGGAUGAUGGUACAGGGGUUUGGGAAAGCCCCCAGACAACCCUACAUCGUCACUUACAUAGACGAUAAUGCACCCAAACGGAAGACCGCAUGCUAUAUAGGUAUAAUCAUGGCGGUGGGAAUUUUUGGCCCCGGUAUGGGCUUUGGUCUGGGCGCUCUUUUUAGUCGCAUGUAUGUGACACUGGAAGAGGUUCAGAUCAGUGUACGGGAUCCUCGGUGGAUUGGGGCGUGGUGGCUGGGGUUCAUAGUGUUUGGGGCGCUAGCUGUUAUCGUGUCCAUUCCUUUAAUGUGUUUCCCGAAAAGGAUGCCAGGAAGAAAAAAGAAGGCGGUACCCAAGAAAGCAAAGGCUGAGGCAUCCACAAAAAGUGGAGUAAAGGAGGGGACCAAGGAUCUGAUACGGAAGAUAAUCCGGAUCCUAUCAAACGCCCGGUUUAUGCUGUAUCUGAUUGCUAAGUGCCUGGUUCUAUUUCUUGUCGCGAGUUCCGUUGCCUUCACGCCAAAAUACUUGGAGACUCAGUUUUUUGUUCCAGCGUAUAAAGCCAAUGCUUUAUUAGGUGUGAUGGUAAUUGUGUCCACGAGUUUGGGGACAUUAGUUGGGGGUAUUUGGACCACGUUUAAGAAGCUCCACCCAUAUACAUGCAUCAAGCUGGUGGGAGCCAUUAAUCUGUUCUCCAUCGUCAUCAUCGGACUGGGAUUUAUUCUUGGAUGUCAAAACCCUCCCAUCACUGGGCUGGACACUGCAGUAACUAAUUCCAGUUGUUUGAAUGUCUGUAACUGUGACAGUACGGAAUACCUUCCCGUCUGCGGUUCGGAUAAUAUUAAUUACCUGACGCCCUGUCACGCUGGAUGCGUAAAGAGUAUUCAAGGACCAGAGGGCUUUACCUACACGAACUGCACCUGCAUCGAGGGAGGGGGUACAGCGACCCCCGGGCUGUGUAAGACGGACUGUGAAAUGUUUUGGCCUUAUCUGAUUGUCAACACGCUCUCCUCAUUAAUAAUCUCUAUCAGCAUUAUUCCUGGUUAUAUGUUCAGUGUCAGGUGCGUGUCUGAUGAGGAUAAAUCGGUCGCCGUGGGUGUGUCCUCUUUUUUUCAGACAGCUUUUGGAUGGAUGAUAGGACCAGUGAUAACUGGUAAAAUCAUCGACACCUGCUGCAAACUCUGGAGCUCAAGUUGUUAUGGAAAGGGCGCAUGCGCAUUAUACGACAUAGAAGAUUUUCGCUUUAAAAGGUACACUGUAGAAAUCAUCACUAAGUGUGUGGUGGUUGUGCUUUAUGGAAUUAUUAUAUGGAUUUCUAGAAACCGAACAGACUGGAGUACGGAAGAUGAAGAGAAAAAUGACCUUCCAGAGAAAGAGGAAUUGAUGGUCAGGUCAGACAAAACGAAAGCGGAAUUCGAAAUAAGUGAUCCCAUCGUGAAAAGCAAAAAAUCAUAAUUUGGCUUGUAUAGGAAGUCUCGUGUUUUACAUAUUUCAUUUUUAUUAUUGAAAAUACAUCCACAUGUAAACAUUGUAGGAGAAUGACCUUAUAAGUGAGCUAGAGAUGAGAUUACUAGACUUGUAGGGAAAAAUAGUUUGGAGUAUAUUUAAGAUAUAAAUACUUUUGCAUUUACAUAAUAAUAAAACUAAAAAAAAAAAGAAUUAAAUGUAUGAAUAUGUAACUCCUAGAAACUUGGUGUAUAUGGAGAAAACAUUUUAUUCUUCGAGAUUCGGUAAUAAUAGAGUACGCAAUCGAUAUCCAGUAUAAUUAAUGACAUGUUUAAGGAAUUGAAUGCAUAUUAUUUUGUCAUGCAAUGUUACAGAAUCUUUGUUUAUUUACAUAAUAAUGCACAUGCUGUAUUUCUGUACUUUUAAAUACAUACCACGAUCAAAUUGUCUUACCUUCCAGAUGAUUAACAUUGCUUUUUUUUUUUUUUUUUUUAACAAUAUUUCUUUUAAUGGAAAUCAGUUAGGAAAUUUUAAUUGUGAAAAAUGUAAAAACAGACUCUUGAA
Molecule: messenger RNA, 2760 nt
Organism: Saccostrea echinata
Lineage: Eukaryota; Metazoa; Mollusca; Bivalvia; Ostreida; Ostreidae
Product: solute carrier organic anion transporter family member 2B1-like
Exons: 10
Coding region: 238-2205 (655 amino acids)
Biological process (GO): transmembrane transport; sodium-independent organic anion transport
Cellular component (GO): membrane
Molecular function (GO): protein binding
Source: RefSeq, a predicted model, not a curated record